AUAUAUAGUCCCAACUCCCAAGCUUCUUCUCAAACUUCACCUCAUAAUUUUUCUAAUCAAUGGCUUCAAUCUCUCUACUUCUUCUUUUUCUUUCACUUUUACAACUACAUUGCACUCUAUCUACUGGGAACAACCAUAUUAUCCACAGAAAAUCCUUAGAAAUCAUUUCCGGCAGGGGUGUCGGUGGAUUUCCACCACCGUUACCUUCACCGCAACCAAAACCUGAAGCAUGCCCUCCUCCACCGCCUCCUCCACCGCAACCAAAACCUGAAGAAUGCCCUCCUCCACCUCCUCCUCCAUGCCCUCCUCCACCGCAACCAAAACCUGAAGAAUGCCCUCCUCCACCGCCGCCUCUUCCUCCUUCUCCUCCACCGCCUCCUCCUCCACCGCCUCCUCCUACACCCUCCCCCAAAACACCACCACUUCCUCCGCCGGAGUCGAUACAUUCACCACCCAAAGCACCGCCUAAACCACCGAAAUCACCACCGCUGCCGCAACUAACUUUUGCGAGUCCACUACUAAAGAAAGUCUACCCAGUCCUCCAAGCUUUCAAGAAACUAGUCGAAGUCGAUCCAAAGAACAUUCUUGCUUCUUGGAAUGGCUCCGACAUUUGCGGCAAAUACCGCGGACUUGAAUGCGCUAUAUUCCCUGGAACGAAAUAUCAAGCAGUCGCCAGCGUCCAGUUUAACGGGUUUAACUUCUCCGGCAAGAAACUUCGAUUAGAUAACUUCCUCGACAAGUUAGAAACAGUCACCAUCUUUCACGCAAACUCCAACAACUUCUUAGGCUCUGUCCCUAAAGUCAGCAACUUGAAUUACUUAUUCGAGCUUGACCUAAGCAACAACAAACUUACCGGAGAAUUCCCAGCUUCUGUCUUAAAAGCAACGAAUCUCACGUUUCUCGAUCUCAGGUUCAAUACUUUCUCCGGCUCUGUUCCACGUCAGGUCUUUAAUCUCGAUCUCGACGUCUUGUUCAUCAACAACAACAAUCUUGUUCAGAAACUUCCACACAAUCUUGGCUCCAUCACCGCUCUUUAUCUCACAUUCGCCAACAACAGGUUCACUGGUCCGAUUCCUGCUAGUAUAGGCAACAUCAAGUACCUACAAGAAGUACUUUUCUUGAAUAACCAGUUAACCGGAUGCUUACCAUAUCAAAUAGGCAAGCUAAACCGAGCCACUGUUUUUGAUGUUGGGUAUAACAACCUAACCGGUCCCAUACCAUAUUCUUUCGGUUGCUUAGACAAGAUGGAACAACUCAACUUAGCCAGAAACAAAUUCUUUGGAACCAUACCAGAGAUCGUAUGCGAGAUUUCUAGUCUCAAAAACCUCUCCCUCUCCUAUAAUUUCUUCACUCAGGUCGGUCCAAAAUGUAGGAAUCUCAUCAAGAAAAACAUUCUCGACGUUUGUAUGAAUUGUAUACUUGAUCUUCCUAACCAGAAAACGCCACUGGAAUGUGCUAACUUCUUCAUGCAGAAACAUAUAUGUCCUAAUUCCAAGUCCAUGUUUCGGAUCCCUUGUGGUAAAAAUCCCAACCGGGUCACACUGGAUCAAGAACAGUUGGAGGAGGAACAAGCUCAAGCUUCUCCGAUAUCUUACUGGGCACUUAACCCAGACCGGAUUCGAAACAGAUAAUUUUUCUUUGAUGUAUUAUGGCGUGUUACAAGUGUUUAUAAACACUAUAUGAACUGAGUAAAUGAUUUGUUCAA
Brassica oleracea var. oleracea is the source of this 1705-nucleotide messenger RNA. RefSeq lists its product as uncharacterized. NCBI's taxonomy places the organism in Eukaryota, Viridiplantae, Streptophyta, Magnoliopsida, Brassicales, Brassicaceae. The coding region runs from base 60 to 1631 and encodes 523 amino acids. Gene Ontology annotation, molecular function: protein binding. The transcript is spliced from 2 exons. The record is from RefSeq and is a predicted model, not a curated record.